Messenger RNA from Aspergillus pseudoviridinutans, 1251 nucleotides. RefSeq names its product Zn(II)2Cys6 transcription factor domain-containing protein. Bases 1 to 1251 code for a protein of 416 amino acids. Gene Ontology annotation, molecular function: DNA-binding transcription factor activity, RNA polymerase II-specific; zinc ion binding. The record is from RefSeq and is a predicted model, not a curated record. The transcript has a single exon. Gene Ontology annotation, biological process: regulation of DNA-templated transcription. Lineage: Eukaryota; Fungi; Ascomycota; Eurotiomycetes; Eurotiales; Aspergillaceae.
AUGCCCCCAUCACGGCGGAAGUCUUGUCUUGCAUGCGUCCAGUCCAAGCGAAAAUGUGACAAAGGUCUACCCAUAUGCCAACGGUGCCUUGCAAGGAAGACUGACUGUGAAUACAACGGCCGAUAUCCCGACCGACUGCGGCAAACUACCGGAAGAAAUGUAGAUGAAAAUGUUGCCUUUGCGGAGCCGUUUGCGGGGGAAAUGUCCAGUGAUUGGCAACUGCAGCGAAGUCCCGCGCUACCAGCGGCAGCAAUACUCUCGUCCUGCGCGAAUGAUGCAUUCUUCAACUUUGGAAAUAGUCCUUUCAACCUGGCAAGCAUACCGCAAGAUAUCUUCCUCAGCUCUGCUGUCAUCGAAGAUACAGUCGCUCAGCAAAACUCGAACGAUAUCGGGAAGGUCAUCUCGGAUACAACUGCACAGGCUCGCGUGGAGUUUGCAGCAAAGAGGUUAGCUAUGAUUCCGAAGACUUUUUCCGAGAAAGGCCAAACGAUGUUUAUCCACCGUUUCUUGUUCAAAGAGAGAAGCCCUCCGGCUUUACAGGAUGCCCUCAGCGCUUGCGCUCUAUAUUGCUUGAAAAACGCGGAGAAUCAGGUGCUAGUAUUCCGCAACUUGGAGCACAGACGGCAACAGCUGAUCGCCGCCACUGAUCCGCUCCUCGCCUCCGAGAUGGAUCUCCUUGAAGCGCUACAAGCGCUGAUACUAUACCAGAUAAUAAGACUGUUCGAUGGUGACAUUCGCCUCAGGGCCCAAGCAGAAGCGGACGAGCCAGUCCUCAUACUCUGGGCGGCACACCUUAAGUUACGCACUUGUCAAGUGCAGCCCUCUCCACUGGCUCCACCGGAAGCGCCACUUCUGCCGGAAAGCACUUCUACGGACUGGCAGCGCUGGCUGAUCGAGGAGAGUAGCCGACGGACAGUAAUAACAGCGUUUUUAUUGAAAGGAGUAUACAACUUUUUGAAACUCGGCUACCACACAGUUCCAGACCUGCGAGCGAGCUUCACAGCCCAAGCGGCGCUUUGGAAUUCGCAGUCAGGAAUUAGUUGGCGGAAAGCACACAGCGAGAGAGAGCGACUCGAAGUGCGGGUGACGCAUUGGGACGAGGCAAUAGCAAAGGCGAGGCCAGGUGAUUUAGAGGAGCUCGGUGUACUGCUAAUGGCCAUGUUAAAGGGGAUAGAGGCCACCAGAGAAUGGUUGGGGCAUAGCCACAUUAUUAGAUAUGGUUUAGAAGGAGCAGAGUACGGUUCGGUAUGA